AUGUCACGGCGGCAAGGCCCCACGGAUGAUGCGACCGUGCUCGCGGCACUUGGUCAUAAAGAGGAACUCCACCGACAGUUUACACCUUUUUCUAUGGCCGCUAAUGCAGUCAUUACUGCAUCUGCAUGGACCGCGAUUAUCGGAUCUAUCAUUACUUCAAUCUAUAAUGGUGGUGCUGCAGGUUUACUAUACGCAUGGAUCGUGGAUAAUUUCUUCUUCCUAUUCAUCGCGUUAUCCAUGGCUGAAUUAACCUCCGCCAUGCCUACUGCUGCUGGUGUAUAUCACUGGUCGGCUGCAUUAGCAGGACCCAAGUACUCGCGUCCUGUAGGGUUUCUAACAGGAUAUUUCAAUAUGCUCGGAUGGACGCUCGGUCUUGCUUCAUUAUAUUCUGUCGCCGGUCUCGAGGUGACGGGAUUAUAUCAGUUAUGGCAUCCGGAGUAUGUCAGUAAACCGUGGCAUGUGUUUGUUGUAUUCGUUGUGCUGAAUUGGUCCUUUGCGGCUUUUAUUCAAUUUGGGAAUAGGAUAUUACCCUAUUAUACCAGGGUCGGAUUAUUCGUGAACGUGGGCGCCUGGUUUACACUCAUUAUUUGUCUCGCUGUUCUUCCAAAAUCCCAUUCUACUAGUUCAUUUGUUUGGACAGAAUACACCAAUUCAACUGGCUGGCCAAAUGGUAUGAGUUUCAUUCUCGGUCUCGUUGCACCGGCAUUCUCUAUCGGCACAAUCGAUAGUUCAACACAUAUGGCCGAGGAGGUACCGAAUCCAUCGAAGAAUAUUCCUAAGACAAUUAUGAUUCAAUGGUUUGGGUCAUUCGCGCUCGGUUUCUGUUUCCUCAUCGCCCUGUUCUACGCAGCAGGUUCCCUAGAAACCAUUCUCACAGCAUCCGAAGCCAAUUUCCCAGUUUCAAGCAUCAUGCAAAUAGCAUUCCAAGAUACAAGAUCCGCAUUCGCCUGCGGUGUCGUGAUAUUCCUCGCCGCGAUUCCAGGAUGUAUCGGCGCACAAAUCGCCACCGUGCGAUGUGUUUGGGCAUUUGCGCGAGACGGCGCUCUUCCAUUUUCCGAUUUUUUCUCAAAAGUUGAUGAGUACAGUGUGAUGCCUGCAAGAGCCAAUAUUCUUAUCACGACGAUAAGUACCGCCCUAGGAGCUCUGUACGUGGCAUCCACCGUUGCUUUCAAUGCACUUGUUGCUUCCUACGCCGUUAUGUCGAGUACUUCAUAUGGUAUUGCUAUCGGUGUUCAUUUCUUCACUGGACGUAAACGAGCUACGCCGGGAUGGUUUUACCUUGGAGAUGGAUUUCUGGGAUAUGCAGUCAAUGCAAUUGCACUGAUCUACAUUUUCGUCUCGAAUGUGUUCUUUUGCUUACCGUAUGACCGGCCUCCUGUCACUGCUUCAACGAUGAAUUACACUUCAUUGGUAUCAUAUGGGAUGGCUAUUCUUGUGGUUGUAUGGUGGUUUAUCGGUGGGAGGAGAAUCUACAAAGGACCAAAACUAUCUUCUGAAACAUGCAAGGUACUUGAAAGGAUUGGAGAUUCAGGGAACGAGUCGGACUUUAUUAUUCAACAAAACGAGAGACAGGACGCAUAA
Molecule: messenger RNA, 1581 nt
Organism: Penicillium malachiteum
Lineage: Eukaryota; Fungi; Ascomycota; Eurotiomycetes; Eurotiales; Aspergillaceae
Exons: 7
Coding region: 1-1581 (526 amino acids)
Biological process (GO): transmembrane transport
Cellular component (GO): membrane
Molecular function (GO): transmembrane transporter activity
Source: RefSeq, a predicted model, not a curated record